AAGUCUGGUUAUGUCAAGAUGCAACAGUCUCAGCUCUGCCCACUCUGUCACAGGUGCGCCACAGAGCAUCACUGAAUGGCUGGCACUCUGGGAAAAGGAUCCAGUGGAGAUUCUUCUUGAUUUGGGGUUUGGUACAGAAGAACCUGAUGUCUGCACUAAAAUCCCUCCUCGGUUCCUCAGUGGUGCUUCUGUGGCAAAAGGGAUCAACAUCCGUGUCUUUUUGGAAGCUCAAAAGCAGCGGAUGGAUAUUGAGCAGCCAAACCUAUAUGGAUGUUUUCGACAACUGGAAGUACUUGACCACGUCACUAGUGCCCUCUCGUCUUUGCUGACUAAUGUGAAUACCCAACAGACCAUGGACCAGGACACUGGCAGGGUUGAGACUGACCUCCUGGGUGCUGCGAAGACCAGAGCUGUGGUCACACAAGCGAAAAGGAGAAGAAUAGGCCAGCUCCUGAGACGGGCUUCUCGGCAGACAGCGCUACUGAAACAGGGCUCGCUGGCACCUGGGGAAGUCCAUCUGCCUGGCAUGAAAGAGCAGCCUCCCCCUUGUGCAGAUACUGCUGAGAGGGGAACAAUCCAGGCGGGAUUUUCUGCGCACGUUACCUUGGGUUCUUUGGCCCAGGAGCAAACCUCCAGAGACAAAGGUUCCUCGGCAUACCCAGUAUCGCAGUGUCCACCAGCUCUGCCGGGGAAAACCUGGGCUUCAUCACAUUUAGUGACUAAACAGCCCCACCUUUCUUCUGCAUGUGAGGUGCCUGCCAAAGACAGGCCAAGAAGAGAGACACAUUUGCUUCUGGCCCACACACUCAAAAAAGCAGCAGGCCUACACUGCAAGCCUCCAGACUCAUUUGAAAUGGAAGAGAUUCAGAGCUUUGACGAUGAAAUUCCAUGUGGAAAUGCUCCUGACACCACUUCAGAGGUGAUGGUGACAAGAACAAGCAGCUGCCAGUCAGACAGCAGUGGGUUCAUGGAGGAGCUGCCAGAGCCCUUAGUUUUGCAAAAUGCAUCUUUGUCAGGAAAGAUGAGUAUUAUUUCUGAUAACUACAAUGAAGAAACAGCCCUGUCACAUAGGACAGAGUUUCCUAUGUUAAAUCAAGAUUUCCAACAAAAUCCAGAUGAUUGUGUUACUGAGGUCUUCAUCACAGCUUAUGAGAGCAUCUUGACAGUAUCUAAGCCAACAAAAGCAUGCAGUGACCAGGGAGAAGAGAUUUGCCUCCUGCUGACUGCAGAAAAUGGUGAUUAUCAGGCCCGUAAUGCUGAUCUGCAGAGUUUUGUCCAAGAAAGAUUACACGAUAUGGACAAGAAAGAGCAUAAAACUGGAAGAAAGCAACUGGAAGAAGAGGAGUGCAUGAAACAGUACACUCCUUGUUUUAAGAGUGAUAAUCAGGAUGAAGGAGAUCCUAUCUCCUCAAAAUUUGUUCAUCAGAUUUGUUUCAGUACAGGACAUAAAAAUACAAAUAUAGUCUUCACUGAACUGAGUGAUACAAACCAUGCAGUCAUCAGUGAGAGCAAACACAGAGGCAACGAUGAAGGUGAGAGGUGCCUGACUGAAAAACACAUUGGAUUUGCAUAUCAUGAAAAUGCCCAUGGAAGCAGUAUAGAACAUGUUAAAGGACUCUGGUGGGGCCAGGAAGUGGUUGGUAAAGAUGGUACCCUGCUUGCAGUGAAUGAGGAGACAAACAGACAGAUGCUCUGCAACAUGGAUAGUAAUGCAAAAAAUACAAGAUACUUCUCUGAAAGGGGGCUCCCAGAAACUCUGUGUCAGGGCACGGCAGUGGAGAGUGGGAGUAGUGCCACUUCAAGCAGAUCGCCACAAAUAUCUUGCAGUCCUCCCUGCUGCCUAGCAGAAAGGCCUGGAUUAAGUUCCCCUGAAGAUCAACAGACUGGUAGCAUAAGGGAGAUGUUAGGUGCUGACAAACCUGAACAGGCAGGCACUGUCCAAAACUGUGAAAUGACUCGUACUCCUCUGAAAUCUGUUACUGUUCAGAUGCCUUCAGGGCUGGAGUUUACUUCAAGGGUGAAGUGCAAAGGGCAAAAUGCUCCUCGCAUUGACAGCCUUGCUAAGGAUGACCCUAUGGACUUGUCCAGUGUGUUAGCACACUCUGAGGGUGGUCGUCUUGUAUGGUCAGACCCAGGGGCUUCAAAGGACGGUGUGAAGCAGACCGCUGAGUCCUCCAGCCAAACUGACACCCUCACCAGGAAAACCAGGCUGUCACCACUGCUUUGUCCACCCCAUAGCCACCUGACAAAAUCAUCCUCUCUAGACAGCAUACUCUUUGGCAAAUACAGGUCGCGCCACUGGGAUGAAACCUCUGGCAUCACAGGUGCACAGGGCAGUCACUGUUGUCGCUGCUGCUGCUACCACAGCUGCUGCUCAGAGACAUAUCCUGUGCCUGUUUCUCCCCAUCGCCCUGUAGGCUGCAGCUCAAACCACGCCACCACCAAGCUGCAGCUCUUGAAGACACUGACACUCCUGCAGGAAACUGCGAUGCAAAAUCUUCUUCCAUGUACCCUCCAGGAAAUAGAACUGAUGAAGAUCUCCUGCCAGCACUUCCGUGAGAAGCUGGAUGAGAUUGAACAGCACCUGACUGAACAGCAGGCACUGCUUUCUGAUGUUAUGCCAGAUGAAGGAAGGGAGGAAAGCAGAUACCUGCAACUCCUACGGCAGGCCGUUCGUCAGGAGGUGGCAGAGCUGGAAUUUCAGCUGAACGAUCGAACUUGCCAAGUCAGGGAGGGCAUCCUGAUGCAGCUGGACCAAUUACUGGUAGAACAAUCCCAUCUGUUUUCUGAGCUUGGACUCUCCGACUGGAAGGGAGAAAGAAAUGCCCAGAAUAAACAAGCACUUCCAGAUGCUGCUGACACUGUGCAUCCUAGAAGUGGGUGCUCAGAAAUGGUACUUCAAAGAGCUCCUAGCAAAAACAUCACAGCAGCAGGCUCUCUAUCUGCCCUGCAGCCAGGGGCACCCUUGGCACCAUUUUCCACCAAGAGAGUGCCUGAGCCAAAUUCAGAUGAGUCUGACCCACAGGAACCCUCCACCAGCAAAAAGGAAAUAAAAGGACCUCCCCAAGCAAAAAUGGACUUUAAGACCUUUAUACGCAAUUUGAAGAAAUCUUUCAGAAGUCCUUUAGGUAAUGAUUCAGCAGAAGGGAAAGACUGAUGGAGGACAGACUGAUGGAUUUUGUUUUUAAUAAUUGUGGCCUUUCUCCUUCUAUACAUGGCAUAUCUCAGAAGCAAAUAAGCAAAACGCUGCUUUAUGCAAAGUUUUGAUCACAGCAGUUUCAUUUGCAAUCAGGUGACUGGCCAGAAAAGUAGGCAUCUUUAAAAGAUAUUUCAAAAACAGACACUGCAUUUUGCUAUUUUGUGAGUGCAAAACUUACUAUAUUACUCUUGGCAUGACACAGGGCUGUUCUUUGUAAAGUCAUUUACAAAGAAGAGGAGAGGGCUUGUUUUAAGAAGAAACUUAUGAACUUGUGGACAGCCUAGGAGAUACCUCUAGAAGCUAUUCUCCUUAAAGCCAGUUAUUUUAACAUAGUCCUUCAAACAAUAUUAAACCUCAAGUCCAAACUACCUUGUGCAGCCAGCCCCUAGCCAUCUUCUAGCUUUUAACUAGCUAGUAAAACCUAAUUUGCCUCUGACUAACUUUAUGAGGCUUGUAUCUAUUGUCCGUAUCAAAUCAGGAGCUCACUGACAGUGUAUAAAAUGUUAAAUACCCACACUGUCAAACCAUUACUGUGGAUAGUGUCCUGGCUGUCCUCUUCAUUUUCAUGUUUGCUUCACAGAAAUCUAAUUGAAGAAAAAAAAAAAAGUUUAAAAAAAAAAAAUAAAAAUCACGGGAUUAUAAACCUUCAAUCAGAAUCCUGGUUCAGUUUUCUGGGGAGUGCUCAGAACCUGGAUUCGUGCAGAAGAAAAAGAAACCCCCAAAACAACAAACAAACAAACAAACAAACAAAACACUAGAAAAGACCUCUCUGGUUUGGAGUAUAGCAAAGAAAUCCAACUAGCUCAUUUUCAAAGCAGUUUGUGCUACUGCUUUCAAUUUGGCCCUUCCCAGGCUGUGAGACGUCCUACUGGCUUGUUUGUUUAAUGCUCUGGAGGGAUCUUAGGUGUCAUUUAGGCUUUGGUGUUGCAAAUCACAGCUCUGCAAAGGUGCAAAUAGAAGUAGCAUUUGCACAUGUUUAAGGAGAAAAUGGAGUCAAACAUGCUGAGCAGCCUGGAGGCCCCCUGCACCUCGAUGUUUCCACAGAUGUUCAGGGCAAUAAAAUGACUGGGGGAGAGGUACAUAACACAGGAACCAACAAGCUCCCCCACAGCCUGCUGGGCCAUGAAUUUUACUGGCUGAAAUUUGCCCCUUUCUUGAGACCCCGCAUGGGAUUUGUACACCACUUCCAUGCUAUCAAGUGUUUAAGAGUUUAUAUAUCAAGAUUUGUGACUUUGAAGCUGCUGUGAUUAAUCUCGACAGCAAGCAGCAUGCAAACAGGACCAAAAUAACCUUCAUCUCCACUACCUUAUGAACUGCAACUGCAGAUGUUGUACUUUGUGGAGGAAGGCAAAUAAAGAUCAAGGUGAAGGAUAUACAGUGAUGCCAGUGCCAAAGGAAUCCUGGAAGUAAGAACAGCUAAGACUUUUCUUUUCCUUAUCCACACCAUAAAACAAGCUACUUUUUGUAUGUGGCACUGCAGCGUGUUAAGUAAAAGCUUUAAGUAGGUAUGUGAUGCUACAGCCGCUGUAUGCCUGUCUUAUAUCCUUGUGUGCAGGUGGCAGCUAUUCUUGAUCAGAAAGAUCACAUGGGACCUCUGAUGCCAUUUGACUUCUACCAUCUACAUUCAUAGCCAGGACUGAAUUUGAUUCCUCAUAACAAAACUUUCCUGUUUGAACAGUCUCUGGGUGAUUUGUGUGUGCAGUCCGGUUCCUCAAUUCACUUUAAUUAUAAUCUCAUGCAAGCUGUGGAGGGGAUUGGGUUCCCCAUAUGCAACACAGACAUCCAUAAAUACAUUAUUACUUAAACUUACAUUUCUAGCUAGCUAGCCCUUCAAGUCUUCCAUGUUGUUUUAAUGGUUAAGCUAUAACCUCGUAGCAAUAAAAAGCAUAUUAAGCAAGGGGAACGGGUAAAAUCUUUUGAUUUAUGGUAGAGCACAACUUCCUAAGUCCUCCAAGCAUAUUACAAGGAUGUCUGGAUUGAGUCUCAGUGCUGCUGUUGAAGAUGCAAGACAAAAGAAAUCAUGCAUUUUGUGAUUAGGAAAGCCUGGGGUGGCACUGGUGAGUGUAGCAACCCAGCUGUGUGCCUUCUUUUCCUUCCACACACAGUGUUACCAGUCUUUAAAAUGCUAUCUUUUAUUUCCCCUCAGGGCAGGGGAAAUAGUUACUCAUAAGUAAAUAUGAUGGGAUUCUUAAUGAUAACUUCACAGAAUUAAUGGAAUAAUAACAUAUCUGAUUGAGUAAUGUAAUUGCUCUAGCUAGCUAGAACCAUAGCUUGCAGGCUUACAAGGCAGCAGGUCAUACCUCAAAGGGGACUACAUUGCUUGUGAAAAGCAUUAGUGCUAACCAGUUCACAAGUCUGAAAUCUGAAGAAAACUGACCUUGUCACACUGCAAUAUUUCUGGGGAAAAAAGUAAAAGAAAAUAGGUGGAGUAAUGGCAGUAUUUGAACUAAAGACUGUUGUCCUCCCUAUUCCAGCACUCAAAACUGAAAUGGGCUGAACCAAUGGCUCUGUUUCAUGAGACUGCCAAGGCCCCACAGAUGUUCAUGCAAUAUUGUUCAGAUCUGCUGUGGAAAAGGGAUGCAUAGGGAUGGACACUGCUGUGUUAUAGUGGCACUGAUUCUCCCAGCUCUCCAGCCCUCUUUCAGCAUCUCUCACCUUCAAAAAUCCUAAAACUGCAGCCUCAAAUCCUUGUAACUCCCUUUUAAGGGCUCAGUACCUGUGCCCUGGUAACAAUUUCUGGAGAACAAGGUCCACAUGCUGUCUCACCAAAGCACAUGAGAGGAAACAAGUUAGGAAGGCCAGGGGAGAUCAGUAGAAAAUAAAAUUAUAAUAAUAAAAAAUGAAAAAAAAAGAUUCCCUAAAAAAAGGUGGAAAAAUAAAAAACUAAUGAUUUCUUUUGUUCACCGUAGUUCAGCACCAUUUGGGUCACUUGGAUUUUACUUUUUUUGUCAUUGGCUUUUGCCUUCAUUGAUUUUCCCUGAUGCCCCAUAAAUCUUUAAACCCUGAAGCUAAAAGAGGCUGCAUUGUGCACCAGCUUUAAUACUGAUUUUGCUAGUGAGUAUAAAAUCUAGAGGGAUAAUAAGGAAAUCCAUCUAAGGUACCCUGCCAAGGGCUCCCAUUAGUCGCUUUACCAGGCAUCAAUUCAAUAAACCCUCAAGAGCAGCCCAUGAAUAAGCAUCAGAGCCUCCCUGGCAUAUUAAUGCAUCAGUUGCCUAAUUGUCAAUGCUGCCAACAGACUCUAAGAAAAGAAGUAUCUUGGGAACUCAGCCCCUUUCAACUUCAAGUCCAACGUAGGUUUGACACCAGCUUAGGAGAAGGCAGGGCUCAGGAGAGGGGUGUGACAGCCAAAUAGCAGGGGACGGCUGCUUUCAGUGUGGUGCUGACUUUCUGCUGGAUGCAAAGCCCAGCUCUGCCCAGCCUACAUCUGCUGUCUCCAUGCUGCAUGUUGAUGAGGUGCCCCAGGUCAGGCCCAUGACUUUCUCCACAGAGGACUGGAGUUAGUAUUUGAAAAAAAAAGUCUUAAGUCUUGACCUCAAGCAAUAGGAAUAAACUGGUUCUGAGCUGCUUGAUAUGAAAGCCUUUCUCCUCCAGGGCCACCAGCCAGCCCAGGUGGCAGGAACCCUGAGUCUUAUUCCUGGCUUUGCUGUGUGUUCUCUGUGUAACCCGGGCCUUUACCCCAUGGGGACCCUUCUUCCAUAUUGCCUUCUUUCUGUCUCAUCUAAUGAGGUUUUAAAUUCCUCCCAGAGAAGUUACUCUCUCAUACUGUGUUCUUACAGAGCUGGGCACAGUGGGGUCCCAAUAUCAGUUGGGACCUCUACUUGCUGCUAGGAUGAUAAU
This is a messenger RNA of Cygnus olor (mute swan), 7036 nucleotides long. RefSeq names its product ITPR interacting domain containing 1 (gene ITPRID1). Gene Ontology annotation, molecular function: signaling receptor binding. The transcript has 10 exons. The record is from RefSeq and is a predicted model, not a curated record. NCBI's taxonomy places the organism in Eukaryota, Metazoa, Chordata, Aves, Anseriformes, Anatidae. The coding region runs from base 11 to 3157 and encodes 1048 amino acids.